GAGAGAGAGAGAGAGAGGUAAUAUUCUUUGUCCUUCAUCUCCUCGCAUUCUCUUUAGAGAGAGAGGUCAUAUUCUUUUUCCUUCAUCUCCUCGCAUCCUCUUUAGUACUCUUUCUCAAGUUUCCCCUCACAAUUCCCAAAACCCCAUCAGUAUACAACAAGAAGCUCUUCUUAACUUAUUGUUAGUAUCAUUUAUAUAUAUAUAUAUAUAGCCAGCUAAUUGCUCUUCAAUCCACAUGUGAUUCAUAUGAUGAUCAAAAUGUUCUUCUCUCAAUCACCUUUUCUCUUCCUUGUGACGUUCUUCUACGUGAUCUUAUCCUCCAACGCUUCUGCUCAGUUGCCCAAAAGUGAAGUGGAAGCUUUACGUGAGAUAGCAAAAACGCUUGGGAAAACAAACUGGAAUUUCAGCGUAGAUCCAUGCAGUGGGGAUUAUGGUUGGGUUACAAAAAACCCUGUUCAAGGCUUUGAGAAUGCCGUCUCCUGCAAUCGUUCCUUCUGCAGUGCUACUGCCUGCCACGUCACCAGCAUAGUUCUGAAGGCUCAGAGUCUCCCGGGUACUCUCCCUAAGGAUCUUCUGAAGCUUCCCUAUCUUCAAGAAUUUGACCUCUCACGCAACUACCUUAACGGUACCAUUCCUCCAGAAUGGGGCUCAUCCCAGCUUGUCAAUAUUUCCCUUCUAGGAAACAGGUUAACGGGUUCUAUCCCCAAAGAACUUGCAAACAUCACCACUCUGAAAAGUUUGGUCCUCGAGAUUAACCGUCUUUCAGGAAAUCUACCUCCGGAGCUUGGGAAUCUGUCCAACAUAGAGAGAUUUCUUGUUACAUCAAACAAUUUUACUGGAGAAUUGCCUGAAACACUUGGAAAGCUGACAACAUUGAAGGAUUUUCGGAUUGGAGACAAUAGCUUUUCUGGGAAAAUACCAAGUUUUAUACAGAAAUGGACCAAACUUCAGAAACUGUGGGAGAUAUUAGCGAUUCAAGCGAGCGGUUUGAGUGGGCCGAUUCCUUCCAGCAUUGCUCUCUUGGAAAAAUUAUCCGACUUGAGAAUUAGCGACUUGAGCGGAUCAGAAGCAACGUUUCCACCACUUAAUAAUAUGACAAAAAUGAAGACCUUGAUCCUGAGAAAUUGCAAUCUUAAUGGAACCAUACCUGAUUACCUCGGUGAAAUGUCAAGUUUGAAAACUUUGGAUCUCAGCUUCAACAAGCUAAGUGGAAAUGUUCCUAACAGCCUUGCCAGUCUAUCGAAUGUGGAUUACAUAUUCUUGACUGGAAACUUGCUUUCUGGAGAAGUGGCUGAGUGGUUGCUUACAAAGGGGGAGAGCAUUGAUCUUUCAUACAACAACUUCACGGUUAACAACUCGAGCUGUCAGCAGAGGAAUGUGAACUUGUUUGCAAGCUCUUCGCAGGGCAAUAACUCCAAAAUUGUUUCAUGUUUGACAUGUUAUGGAAAUUGGUACUCUCUUCAUAUUAAUUGUGGUGGAAAAGAAGUUACUGUCAAUGGCACCACAUUUGAAUCCGAUACCGAUUCAGCUGGACCUUCAAAUUUGUUCGUAAGUAAAACAAAUUGGGCAGUCAGCACAACCGGUUACUUUGCAGAUAAUGACAGUCCUAAAGACUCCUAUACUACAGGAAAUUUAUCUAGCCUAACUGUGGCAAAUCCGGAACUGUACAUGAAUGCACGUCUUUCUCCCAUUUCCCUAACUUAUUAUGCUUUCUGUUUGGGAAACGGAAACUACACAGUAAAACUCCAUUUUGCUGAGAUAAUGUUCACAAAUGACACAACAUACAGUAGCCUUGGAAGGCGUCUGUUUGAUGUCUACAUUCAGGGAAAGCUAGUGCUCAAGGAUUUCAAUAUCGCAGAUGAAGCUGGUCAAGCUGGUAAAGCAGUCAUAAAAAACUUCACUGCCGUUGUCACUAGUAGCACCCUGGAUAUCCGCUUCUAUUGGGCCGGGAAAGGGACGACUGCUAUCCCCAAUAGAGGAGUCUACGGUCCUCUCAUAUCAGCAAUUUCUGUGAAUUCUGACUUUCAACCUCCAUCCACAUCAACAGAAACUGGAAGUAGCAUAUCUGUAGGUGCAAUAGUCGGAAUCGUCGUUGGAUCAUUGCUUGUUGUAUUGCUCAUAAUCGGUGUCCUUUGGAGGAAAUGCUGCCAAAGGCGGAAAACUACUUUGGAGCAAGAUCUAAAGGGUGUGGACUUGAAAACUGGUAAAUUUACCCUGAGGCAAAUCAAAGCUGCUACAAACAAUUUUGAUGUAGCCAAUAAGAUUGGAGAAGGUGGUUUUGGUCCUGUUUACAAGGGUGUUCUAUAUGAUGGCGCCAUAAUUGCAGUUAAGCAGCUUUCUUCCAAAUCAAAGCAAGGGAAUCGUGAAUUUUUGAAUGAGAUAGGCAUGAUCUCAGCUGUGCAACACCCUCAUCUUGUUAAGCUCUAUGGGUGCUGUAUCGAAGGCGACCAAUUGCUGCUUGUGUACGAGUACAUGAAAAAUAACAACGUUGCACGUGCUUUAUUCGGUCCUGAGGAGAGUCAGUUACAACUAGAUUGGCCAGCAAGGCGAAAGAUAUGUGUUGGUAUUGCAAGAGGUUUGGCUUAUCUCCAUGAAGAAUCAAGAUUGAAGAUUGUUCAUAGAGAUAUCAAGUCUACUAAUGUCCUUCUUGAUAAAGAUCUUAAUCCUAAGAUAUCUGACUUUGGUUUGGCCAAGCUUGAUGAAGAGGAGAAUUCCCACAUAAGCACCCGAAUUGCUGGAACUUAUGGAUAUAUGGCACCUGAAUAUGCAAUGCGCGGCUACUUAACCGAUAAGGCAGAUGUAUACAGUUACGGAAUUGUUGUCUUGGAAAUUAUUAGUGGAAAAGGCAACACUACUUACCGUUUAAAGGACGACUGCUUUUAUCUUCUUGAUUGGGCACUUCUUCUAAAAGAGGAAGGGAAUUUAAUCAAGCUAGUUGAUCCGAGGUUAGGCUCGGACUAUGACAAAGAAGAAGUAUUGUUGACCAUCAAUGUGGCCCUCCUCUGCGCUAAUGUCUCUGCAGCCGCUAGGCCUACCAUGUCGUCUGUGGUGAGCAUACUCGAAGGCAAAACGGCCAUUCAGGAGCUGAUCCAGGAUACGAGUGUCUCAAUUCAUGAUAUUUCCGUGAUGAGGAAACAUAAUCAAAUCAUUCAAGAAGGAAAUCAUGCUGACAGUCAGACACACAGUAUGUCAAUUGAAGGACCGUGGACUGGUUCUUCUUCAUCGGCUCAUGAUCUCUACCCGCUCAAUCCAGAUUCCGACUAUUGGCAGAGUAGGAACUAGAGAUUAUAUAUUGCGAAUUGUAUUGAUCGCCAAACCGUCUAUAUGUCUUCGAGUAGUUUAAUCAUCAAUGUAUCUUUUAUGUUCCGACUUCAGUUUCUUUUUCGUUUAUGCACUACUCUUAAAGUACUUCAAGGGUUUCCACAAAAUGUAUACUGUAAAUUGUGAUAGUUUAGAGUGUGAUUUUACCAACUAGUUUGUUGAAAAUAAGCAACUCUUUUUAUAGCCUUCCAAGCAACCAAGGAUAAUGCUAUCUGAUAUACUUGAUGGAGUUUAACGCAUUUGAAACUUGAUUUUUACUCGUCAA
Messenger RNA from Morus notabilis, 3586 nucleotides. RefSeq names its product probable leucine-rich repeat receptor-like serine/threonine-protein kinase At3g14840. The record is from RefSeq and is a predicted model, not a curated record. Lineage: Eukaryota; Viridiplantae; Streptophyta; Magnoliopsida; Rosales; Moraceae. The transcript has 24 exons. Gene Ontology annotation, molecular function: protein kinase activity; protein binding; ATP binding. Bases 247 to 3282 code for a protein of 1011 amino acids. Gene Ontology annotation, biological process: protein phosphorylation.